This is a messenger RNA of Syngnathus typhle (broad-nosed pipefish), 1280 nucleotides long. RefSeq names its product chemokine (C-C motif) ligand 25b (gene ccl25b). Gene Ontology annotation, cellular component: extracellular region. The transcript is spliced from 6 exons. Gene Ontology annotation, molecular function: CCR chemokine receptor binding; chemokine activity. The record is from RefSeq and is a predicted model, not a curated record. Gene Ontology annotation, biological process: chemokine-mediated signaling pathway; cellular response to type II interferon; positive regulation of ERK1 and ERK2 cascade. Bases 41 to 517 code for a protein of 158 amino acids. Lineage: Eukaryota; Metazoa; Chordata; Actinopteri; Syngnathiformes; Syngnathidae.
CUUCGAGGAGGAGUGGCAAAGGCAUGUUUGUGUGUGUCCAAUGGGGGGGGGGGGGUUACAAUACAUGUGCACAAUAAGAGUGCAAAGCCCCACCUCGGCACUGCAGAGAGUUGUGAGGCAGGCCACCUUGAGUGAAGCGGCGAAAAAAAAUCACCAGCCAAGCAGAACAGCAAGAGGCGACAUGAAAUUCCAAGCACUUUUGUUCCUGGUGCUGCUCUUCUGCACCACAGUGUGUCUGGCACAAGAGGCGGAUUAUCCUACCGUGGCCACAUUGUCUGGUUCUUACGGUGACUGCUGCUUGGGCCAUGUGGGUGGGAUGAAGACAAAGACAAAGGAAAAGGUUCAGAGCUACAGGAUUCAGGAAACAGAUGGCGAUUGCAACAUCAGAGCUGUUGUGUUUACCGUAAAGAAGAGGCCCGGACGUAAGGCGCCGCGCACCAUCUGUGCCAAUCCUGAGGAUAUUUGGGUCCAGGAGUUGAUGGAAGUUGUGAGAUUGAGAAGGAUGCUUCAGAAUUAGAAGCAAAAGGAGACUCAAGAGGCUUUGGAAGAUCAUCAUGAAGCACACGGAGCACAUUAGCCGCAUGUAAAUUUGCCAGUUUCUGUCACUGACAAAGAAUGUAUUUCAUGCUUAUAACAUUUCAGAGACCUAUAGCACAAUUUUAAAUGUUUUCUUUUUAUGUUAGUGAUGUUUGAAUGCCUGCAAGCAAUGAGCCAUUAUCGGGCAGCUUUGGAUUGUGGGUGCACACUUGAAGCCAAAAUGAUUCAUAAACUGGACACAUUUGGAGCGCAAGUGAAUUUCUAUCUGCUGAGUGAGCGUUUUGCUGGAAAUGACGAAAGAAAUUGGCAAAAGACUAACAGACAUUGUGGGAAGAAAUGCAAUUUUUAUUAUUUGUGGCCAAAAUGAUUUGUAGUUUUCUUUUCAAAUAUACUUAUGUACAUCCAGUGGUUUGAAUAUAGAUUUUUAAAAAUUAAAAUAAAGACUAUUUUCAGCAUAGCGCUAAUUAUCAUUGGCAGAAAUGAACCUGUCAUUAAAAUAAAUGUAUAUAUAUUUUUUAAUCACUAACUCACAAUUUAGUCAAGUUAUGAAUCAUUUUGAGCUUAACUUGGUGUACAAGAUGCAUUUCGUAUUGUAUGCGAGACAUAUGGGAAGGGACCACUUUGUAGAUAGGUGCACAUUUGUUUUUGAAAAUCCAUCAAAUUUUUGUAUUUUUGUAAUCGUGCUCCAAUUAUACUUGGUAAUAAAAUGAUAAUGGAUUAUUGUUUUCCACUUAAGCACACAA